Molecule: messenger RNA, 1227 nt
Organism: Nerophis lumbriciformis (worm pipefish)
Lineage: Eukaryota; Metazoa; Chordata; Actinopteri; Syngnathiformes; Syngnathidae
Source: RefSeq, a predicted model, not a curated record
AUGCCGGCACCCCGCAAAUUCCUCUUGGCGUCCACGUCGCUGCCUCUGCAGCUGGACUGGGGCUGGAACGUGAGCGUGUACCUGGCGAUGCUGAUGGGGCUGCUGGGGCUCAUCAUGCUGCUACUCUGGAUGCUCAUGAAGCAGCUGCGCCACUCAGUGGGCAAAGCCACUUUGCAGCUGGCCAGGUCCUUCCGACAGACACCCACUAACAUCGCCAUCGCCGCCGUCUCGGAUCAGGAGCUCCGUGUGAUCUGUUCUCAAACAUCGCAAACCAACAUGGCAUAUCGAGGCAGUGUUCGACCUUUCGUCAAUUUUAAUGCAAAACACGACGCUGAGAUCCUCCACCGAGCCAUGAAAGGACUCGGGACGGACGAAGACGUGGUUCUCAUGCUUCUGGCGGCGCGCAGCAACGAUCAGCGGCAGCAAAUAAAGGCAGCUUACAAAACAACUUAUGGAAAGGAUCUGAUCGCCGCUCUCAAGUCGGAGCUUGGAGGUUCUUUUGAGAGUCUCAUUGUGGCCCUGAUGACGCCGCCUGUCUUGUACGAUGCUGUGCUUCUGCACAAAGCGAUCAAGGGCGUCGGGACUGACGAUGACGUGCUGAUUGAAAUCUUGGCCUCCAGGAGCAGACCACGCCUUAGAGACAUCGUUAAAGUCUACGAGAAAGAGUUCGGCAGCAAACUGGAGAAAGACAUCUGCAGCGACACUUCGGGUUACUACCAGAGGCUCCUUGUUAUCCUCUUGCAGGGAAGCAGGGAGGACGGAGUCGAUGAGGCAAAUAUCGAGAAAGAUGCCAAGGACUUGUACGUGGCUGGCGAGGGCAAAUUUGGCACAGAUGAAGAGAAAUUCAUCACCAUUCUUGGAAAUAGGAGUGCAGAACAUCUCUGCAAAGUGUUUGCCGUCUACCAAAAGUUGUAUGGUUGUGAAAUGGAGGCCAGUAUUGAAGGCGAGACCACCGGAAACCUGGAGAACUUGCUGCUCGCCGUCGUCAAAUGUGCCCGCAGUGUUCCGUCUUAUUUUGCUGAGACGCUGUACAGAUCCAUGAGGCGUGCCGGGACAGACGACGCCACACUUGUCAGGGUGCUGGUGUCACGCAGUGAGGAGGACAUGCUGGACAUCGCUGCUUGUUUCAAGCGCAAAUACGGCAAUUCACUCUACGAAACCGUUAAGGAGGACACGUCCGGUGACUACCAGAAGUGUUUGCUUUACCUUUGCGGCCCCAGAGAUUGA